Messenger RNA from Oncorhynchus gorbuscha (pink salmon), 2182 nucleotides. Its product is annotated as trace amine-associated receptor 13c-like. The coding region runs from base 608 to 1777 and encodes 389 amino acids. Gene Ontology annotation, cellular component: membrane. Gene Ontology annotation, molecular function: G protein-coupled receptor activity. NCBI's taxonomy places the organism in Eukaryota, Metazoa, Chordata, Actinopteri, Salmoniformes, Salmonidae. The transcript is spliced from 4 exons. Gene Ontology annotation, biological process: G protein-coupled receptor signaling pathway. The record is from RefSeq and is a predicted model, not a curated record.
CAGCUGCAAUUGUGGAAGAAGAGAAAGCGUGCGCAUGUGAGAGAGACUCAGAGACUACUAGAUGGAGAGAGAGAGAGAGGGAUAUAGUGAGAGAGUGAGACAGACAGACAGACAGAGAGAGAGAGAGAAGGCUGAAGCACAGAGAGUGAAGUAAAUAAAGAAAGACAGUAGUGGCGCAGUGCUUCUCUGUCUACUGUAGAUGUACAAUUAUGUUGUCUGUGGAGAUAGUGUGAUACCAGGACUAUACAUUUGCUAUCGCACCCAAUUGUCUCCUAUCAGCUGGAUUUACUCAGAAAAGGACAUCAAUGACCAUUGGACCAUUUACUUGUUCACAAUAUAGGCACUAAAGGUGGACUUUAAACAAGUGCAGUGACAAUGCAGGCCGGUGGUAGCUGGUUCCCUGCAGGAAGGUGAGGUGCCGUAGGUACCUCCGCUCUCUCUGGAUAUCGAGGGGUCCCCGGCGUACACAGUACUGCGGUUCUGGACUUGUUUAGGUUUUAGUUGGGCUAUUUUAAAAACCGGAGCAUCUCUCAGUCCAGCACAUGGGCACCAGGAGCACAAAGUUCUCCUAGUAGUGAGGUUUGUCCUGGGCCUCGUCCGGACUACCAUGCCUGAUCUCCUGGCCAACCUGAGUGUUCCAUGGGGCACACAGGCGAUUGUGUGCCCCAACCUGACAGCAGCUGCCCUGGUUGUGCCGGGGUCAGAUAAGACUCUGGCCCCCUUCUGCACCUUCUGCUGCUGUGGCCUGCUGAACCGUACCCUGGCCGUGGUGUUUAUGGUCAGUCUGGCCUUCGCCAUAGUGGUGGGCAACGUGGUCACGCUCACCGUCUUCAUGCAGACAAGACAGGUCCGUACACCACAGGGAUACCUCAAAGUCUCUCUGGCCAUAGCAGACAUGAUGGUUGGAGUGGUGGUUGUUCCUUUCUCUGUCUACACUGAGAUCUCUCUGAUGGUGACCAGUUCCCCUCCUGUCUGGUACCAGGGGGGCACUGACCCCUCCAUGGGGGGCCUGGUGGGCCCCUGGCAGCCCUGCAUGCUGAUUGGUCCAGUCUUCGCUGGCUGUACAUUUGUCUCCAUCAGUACUAUUUUCCUGAUGACGGUAGAGCGCUGUGUGGCCAUCUUAUGGCCCCUUCAUAAGGACCACCUGGUGACACGGAGACGUACCCUGUUUCUCAUCCUCUUCUCCUGGGCAGGCAGUUUCCUCCUGGCCCUGGCCCCCCUCAUCCUCAGCAACAACUUCACACUGGAAUACAGUGAGUGCAGCCGGAUGUGUAACUACGUCCCCCUGUGGGAUGGAGUCACGCUGCCCUCUGACGCCAACAUCCUCCUGCUGUUCCCUGUGUUUGACUUCACGCUGCUGGGCGGCACCCUGGUAUUCAACAUCCUGUCCUUCACCAGCAUUCGCCACUACACACGCAAACGUAAGCUCAUGUCAGAGGGGAAUGUAGGGGUCGAGGGAGGGGGAGGCGGCUGCCAACAUAGACCCUCCUUCUCUGACAUCAAGGCCGCCAAGACGAUCAGCAUUCUGACGUUUGCCUUCACGGCUUCCUUCACCCCUAUCGCUGUGUUUGUGCUGGGCAACGUGGUGGGCUUCACCUGGUGCAACUUCUCCUUUGUAGCCUUCUGGAUCCUGACUGGGAACAGCUGCUGUAAUGUGAUAAUAUACAGCGUGAGAGACCAGCGCUUCAAGAAAGGAGUGACUCUGCUUUUUCAGAGAGAGCACUCACCUUCCCAUGGGGAGAAAGGCGGAGCUACACCACCCCCACCUACCUUGUGACUACACCCCAAACCACACCUCCUCUAUUUUGAAAAGACAAACAGUGCCCUUUCCUUUCACUUUACUAUGGAGAGAGGGAUUUAAUCGGCAUUUAACUUCAGGUAAAACAACAACAAAAAAAUACACAAUUAUGGAAAAUUAAUUGUUUCCAUUUUUUUUCACUGUGUUUAAAUAAUGAAACAUAACUGUAGCUGACCUAUGCGGUAUCUAGUAGUUGCCAGUUAUUCCCAGCAUCAUUUAAAUCAUAUGACUCAAGCUGUCUCAUUGGACUAGGUGAGAUAUCUGUGGGGGAUAUCUUCAUAACAUGCACUUUAUCAUAGAGUUGUAAGUAAUGUAUGGUUUUCAUUUGUUUUGUGACAUGUUUUGUGACUAUCCAGAAACGUGUUAAUUUUGCACAAUUUUCUC